Messenger RNA from Staurois parvus, 517 nucleotides. The record is from the annotation of a GenBank genome assembly. Lineage: Eukaryota; Metazoa; Chordata; Amphibia; Anura; Ranidae.
CACCAUAGACAUGCAGACUGCUUCUACAUACAUUUGUGAAAGAAUGGCUCACUCUCAGGAGCUCAGUGAAUUCAAGCGUGGUACCGUGAUAGGUUGCCACCUGUGCAAUAAGUCCAUCCGUGACAUUUCUUUCCUACUAAAUAUUCCACAGUCAACUGUUAGUGGUAUUAUAACAAAGUGGAAGAAACUGGGAACAACAGCAACUCAGACACGAAGUGGUAGGCCACGUAAAAUGACAGAGCGGGGUCAGCGCAUGCUGAAGCGCACAGUGCGUAGAAAUCGACAACUGUCUGCAGAGUCAAUAGUUAAAGACCUCCAAACUUCGUGUCUCCGUCAGAUUAGCACAACAACAGUGCAUAGAGAGCUACAUAGAAUGGGUUUCCAUGGCCAAGCAGCUGCAUCCAAGCCUUACAUCACCAAGUGCAAUGCAAAGCAUUGGAUUUAAUGGUGUUGAGCACAUCGCCUCAGGACUCGAGAAUGGUACUUGCCUGACUACACUGUACCAAGUGUAAAGUUU